Molecule: messenger RNA, 372 nt
Organism: Klebsormidium nitens
Lineage: Eukaryota; Viridiplantae; Streptophyta; Klebsormidiophyceae; Klebsormidiales; Klebsormidiaceae
Source: the annotation of a GenBank genome assembly
AUGGCGAUCCGCAAAGGAAAGGAACUGGGGAAGCGCCUCGAGGCUGCCAGGGACCUUCUCCCAGAUGAUGUCAGAUCGAUGCUGCCUGCCAAGGUUGGAGAGUGUGUAGAAGCAGUAGCCAGAUCAAAGGGCUCAACAGGCAUUGCUCUGAUUGGAAUGUUCCUGACUGCGGUCUCACACUGCUUUGGAUACAAGUCAGAAGUGACGUUGGCCGACCGGAUGAUCGAUUGGACGCAGGUCUUGAGACAUUGGCACAUUCUUGUUUCCCCAAGUGGCACAAACAAGAGCCCGCUGAUCAAGGCUUUGAAUGAGAUCAUGGAGGGGGUCGAGGAGCGGGCUGAGGGAAAGACGAUGCACGCCGUGAAACCUUGA